Molecule: messenger RNA, 4415 nt
Organism: Sander lucioperca (pikeperch)
Lineage: Eukaryota; Metazoa; Chordata; Actinopteri; Perciformes; Percidae
Product: calcium-independent phospholipase A2-gamma-like
Exons: 10
Coding region: 243-2786 (847 amino acids)
Biological process (GO): arachidonate metabolic process
Cellular component (GO): membrane
Source: RefSeq, a predicted model, not a curated record
AUCAUUGUUUUCCUCUUGACUGACCUCUCACGUCAUUCUGGAAAUCGAGUAGUGUUGUUGCUGCCAUGUUAGUCUGGUUGUCAAACGUUGGUAUGCUUUUGUAUUAACGUUAACGAAGGAUGGCGACUCAAUAAGAAUAUUAAAGGAGUUCUUGCUUUUAUGAUACGGCGACAUAAAAAGGUUAAGGGAGAGCAUAGACCUAAUAUUGCUGUGGAUGGCACAAACUCUUGUGACCUGAAAGAAUGAGUCACAAAUGGGUUUCAAAUACCUCGGUGAAAGUAAGCAGAACAUUUCAUUCGUGGCAGACACAUGCCCGCCAGUCAGCAGCAUCAUUUCCCUUGUCUGCUACCUCUCACUGCAGGGUUCAUGUACAACAACCUUAUUGCUACAAGGUAGGCUAUCUCAGCUGGAGGCACAUCUACCACCUGAGGAUCACUGGGCGUAAGGGAUGGCUCUGUAAAGCUAACCAGGUUAGACAAAGGCUUGGACUCCACACCAGCACCCUGUAUUUGAACACUUCAGCGUCACGUUGGUCUGCUGGUCUGAGCCAACACAUGUCGCGGGUCAGGAACACACUGGACACAGUUUCUAAAGCUGUGAGUGGGACACAUACAGAACUUCUCUCUAAAAUCGCCAGACUCAAGCCUAAUGCUUUAAAGGGUGGGAAAAAGGCUGAGGCAAGUGUUGAGUCAACUCCAAAAGCAGAGGAGAGUGCAGUCAUGCCUACUCCUGCUCCCACUAAUGCUGCUCCUUCUUCUACAUCUACUACAUCCAAACCUAUAUGUAUCUCAUCUUCUGUCAGUCCUAUUCCUACUUCUGCUGCUACGUGUGAAGCAAGUGCCACUACCUCCACUCAUCCUCACAAUUCUACCCAAGCGACUGUCACUGCCACAAUUCUGACUGUGCACAAACUUAAGGAGAAAACGCUGAGGCGUGUUGUUCCCACUGUCAAAGACAGUUCUGCCAGGAAGCAAGAGGAGUUUAAACCUUCACUGAGUGAUACUGAGAGCAAGAGCACAACUUUAACACCACAAACCACAGCACUUUUCCAUCCCAGCACCUUUUCAGUCAGCCUGGAUGAGACUUACAACUACCUGGCCCAUCACAUCAACUCAUACUUUGGCAGCAGUACCAAGACUCAGGACAAGAAAGUGGACAAUGCUGACCAUUCUUCUGCUUCGUCUCAGGGUCAACAAACUAGUGACUUCAUGCCAGUGUCUGAUAAAACCGUCUGUCCUGCUCCAGUUACCGCACCUUCCACCAAGAAGGGUUUAGGACAUUACCUGUCCUACUCAGCUCCCACUGUACAAGCCUUUGUAGGAAGCUACAUUGCUCCCCUGGUCCCAAAGUUUAGGACAGCAGAGUCCAAAAGUACUACAGUGGAGGAAAAGAAGACUGAGGAUGCACCAGUCAAACAAACCGAGGCCACAAUUAGUAAAGAGCAGAAGGCUGCAGAGGAAAAAGCCAAGAAACUGCUGCUUCAAAGGGAGAAGAUCAUUGCCAGGGUGAGUGUGGACAAUCGAACUCGGGGUCUGGUUCAGGCUCUGCACAGAGCAUCAGAUGUAAGGGUUUAUAUCAACAGGGUGGAGGACCUCAGCUACCAUCUCCUGGAGUUUCCAGAGACUAGUGGUGUUGCAGUCAAGGAGCAGGUUAUCCCUUGCCUGCUGCGUCUGAAACAGGCCAAUGACCCAGGCCUGAGGGCAGCCAUUAGAGAAGCCCUCGCUCUGGUGGGCUACCAUAAUCCUGUGAAAGGCCGUGGCAUACGGAUCCUGUCCAUAGAUGGAGGAGGGUUAAGGGGGCUUGUUGCAAUUCAGACGUUACACAAGCUGGAAGCCCUGACCGGCAAACCCAUUUACAAACAGUUUGAUUAUAUUUGUGGUGUCAGCACAGGUGCUAUCUUAGGGUUCAUGCUAGGUGCAUUCCAAAUCCCACUGAACGAGUGUGAUGAUCUUUACCGGAAGUUGGGUUCAGAUGUCUUCAAGCAAAACUUCAUUGUUGGCACUGUAAAGAUGGGCUGGAGCCAUGCUUUCUAUGACAGUGAAGCCUGGGAGAACAUCCUCAGAGAGAAAAUGGGCUCUCACCUUCUGGUGGAAACUUCAAGAAACCCUGAAUGCCCCAAGAUGGCAGCGGUGAGCACCAUUGUGAACCGGGGCACUCCUCUUAAGGCCUAUGUGUUCAGGAACUACAACCUGCUGCCAGGGGUGCGCUCUCACUACCUGGGGGGCUGCCAGCACCAGCUUUGGCAGGCCAUCCGUGCCACGUCAGCAGCCCCUGGGUAUUUCCAGGAGUUCACCUUGGGAAAUGAUCUCCACCAGGACGGGGGUCUGCUGAUUAACAACCCCACAGCACUGGCUAUCCAUGAGUGUAAGUGUUUGUGGCCCAACACGCCCCUGGAGUGUGUGGUCUCACUCGGUACGGGCCGCUUUGAAACUCCUGGCAAGAACAGCACCACCUACACGAGCCUCAAAACCAAACUCACCAAUGUCAUCAGCAGCGCCACAGACACUGAGGAGGUUCACGCCAUGCUUGACGCCUUUCUCCCUCCCGGCACUUAUUUCCGCUUCAACCCCUACAUGAGCGAAGAUAUCUCCAUCGAUGAGAACCGGCACGAGAAGCUCAACUUGCUGCAGGCUGAGGGCAUCCGUUACCUGGAGAGAAACGAGGAGAAGCUGAAGAAGGUCUCCCGCAUCCUCACCCGAGAGAAAAGCUCCGUCCAGAGGAUGGCAGAUUGGGCCAGGCUCAGAGCUGACAUGUAUAACAUGUCCUUUAAGUCCUAUAAGCUCUAGAUCACACACAAGCCACCUUUACCUCACAUGGAAACACUUCCUUAAUUCUAAAUUGCCUGGGAUUGUGUGUCAUAGUUGUUUCCUUCUUGACCUGUAUUGUAGCUCUGGUUGUCAUUCAAAGAUGUGUCAAAUGACAUGUGGGUUUGGGAACUCCCUUAAUAGGGAUUCACUGUCCACUUGCUAGCAAAUGCAGCUUGUAUACUUAAAAGAAAAGCAUUUCGGGAAAUAGGCUUAUUUGCUUUCUUGACAAAAGUUGGAUCAAAAGAUCAAUACCAUGUAAUUCUGUAUGGUAAAUAUGAAGAUAGUUAGCUUAGAUAAGCAUAAAGGCUGAAAACGGGGAAAUGGCUAGCCUGGCUCUGUUCAAAAGUAACAAAAUCCAGCUCCCUAGCUGUUCCCCAUUUCCAGACUUUGUGCUAAGCUAAGCUAACCAGCUGCUGGCUCUAGUUACGUUUUUACCAUACAGAUAUUAGAGUAUGGUAUCGAUGGUAUGUCAUCUAGCUGUCAAGAAAUCAAAUAAACAUAUUUCCUAAAAUGUCAAACUAUUCCUUUUAAAAAGCAGAAUACUGUAAAGUUCUACAGUAGCCAGUAGCAGACUGAUUUACCAAGUGAGCACUUGUUAACUACUUAGUUUCCUUUUUAAAGAUUUGUUAUGACAACUAUAUAUCCUCACAAACCUGUGUUUGUGCUUUCAGAUAAAACAUGUAGAUGGGAUAUACGUGUUAUUGAAUUUUUUUUUAAACAGUCUAAUCAAGGUCAAUUUAAACACUAAAUCAAGUGAAAUUUCUCAGAUGACUAAAAUUUGCACCUUUUACAAUGCAUCUACUGGUCAACGGUUUAAUUGUAUACUGGUCAUAGUAACAUUGACAAAUGAGGGCCGUUUUUAACCCUUUUUUUGUUUUUACAGUAUUGCAUGUUGUUUGUAAAUGCAUGUUAUAUUUAAAAGUAAAUAUCUAGUAAAACAAUGCAAAGACGUUUGUUGCAAAGACUUACCUCAAUAUUUAAUUCUAAAAUACCUAAAUUGAUAUAUAAUGGAUAAAUAUGAAUAAGAGAUAUACAAGUAUCCAAAUGGAGGCUAGCUGGCGUAAGGAUGCACCUUUUUAGUUAUUUUAGACCCUGAGUAUUUUAAGUCCACUUGUUUCAAACACUUUUAUUAUUGUGUGCUUGAUUGUUUGGUUUUAUAGAUUCCCCACAGGCGAUGCACAUUUCUGCUCUGUCCUCAGUGUGCUCUCUUUCCCUUCAAUGCCUCUUGUCAAAAGCCUCUUUCACCCUUUCUACCUUGAAGUGCUGUGUGUUAGACCCCACUCUGCUAUACUGUAAGGUUUGUUAGAGACAUGCAGGUCAUAGCUGAGGGACUGAUUUAAAAUGAAGAUUUAAAAAAAGAAAGAUUGCUGCUUAUUGAUUUGUCAUGGCUUAAAAUUGUUUUAAUGACAUGUACAGCUAACAAAUGCACUUCAUAUAUUCAUGCCAAAUCCAGGCAAGUACUGUAAAACUGAUACAGCAAUGUGUCGUUUACUCCCAGCGGACCUGAGUCACAGUGGACAGCGAUAUUACCCAGAUUAAUAUAAUUCCACUGUUCUGUUGAUCCUGUGUAAAGACUGAGAUUGUAUGUAAUUAAAACCCAUCACUGAA